Molecule: messenger RNA, 169 nt
Organism: Amoebophrya sp. A25
Lineage: Eukaryota; Dinophyceae; Syndiniales; Amoebophryaceae
Source: the annotation of a GenBank genome assembly
AUGUCUUUAGCACGAGAAGCCCAAGCGAAGAGACCAAAGAUGCCACCAGAGUACGCAGCGAAGGUGGCCGCCAGACGCUCUGCCGCUCUACUAAGCUCGUCGUCUGCGUCGUCACCGACGGAUCUCCAGGUAGGUGGAGGUGCUGGGGCAAACCUGCUUGAUAAGACGG